Messenger RNA from Zingiber officinale, 1815 nucleotides. RefSeq names its product beta-glucuronosyltransferase GlcAT14B-like. The coding region runs from base 258 to 1577 and encodes 439 amino acids. The record is from RefSeq and is a predicted model, not a curated record. Gene Ontology annotation, cellular component: membrane. NCBI's taxonomy places the organism in Eukaryota, Viridiplantae, Streptophyta, Magnoliopsida, Zingiberales, Zingiberaceae. The transcript is spliced from 4 exons. Gene Ontology annotation, molecular function: glucuronosyltransferase activity.
GCACUGUUCGCGGCCAUAGUCGUGACUUAAGUCGCCCGUCGAUAUCAGCGUGGCGUCGCCUUCCGAGUUCCGCCAAUCAACGAACCACCGAUAUCGAUCAGUCCGAUCAAGAUCCGCUCACCUCCCUCGGCACAUCUCCCUUCUCCCUCUCUCUUCUCUCUAGCUCUUGCUCGCUCGCCGCGAGUUAUCGGAAUUUGAAUUCGCUUCCGCUGGGGAUCGUGGUGGUUGUGGCGGUGGCGGAGUGAGGGAUCAGGGCCAUGGAGACGAAGCCACCGCUGGCAUCGACGCCACAGCAGUGGCGGAGGAAGUGGGCGGUGCCUUUGCUCGCCUCUUUCUUCCUCUCCUCGCUCCUCAUCUCGGCCUUCCUCUUCUCCUCGUCUUCGUUCGCCUCCUCCUCCUGGUCUCGCCAGGCCUUUCUCCUCUUCUCCUUCUCGCAGAUCCCUGCCUCGGGCGACGGCGAUUCCAUUUUCGUCGAGUCUAAGCUCCGCCAGUUGUCGGCGCCCGCCUCCCCGGCGCGGCUUGUUCCCCGGCUGGCCUACCUCAUCUCUGGCUCAUCCGGCGAUGGAUUCAGCAUCCGGAGGACCCUCCGAGCGCUCUACCAUCCAACCAACCAGUACGUUCUCCACCUCGAUCUCGAGGCCCCGGCGGCGGAGCGGCUAGACCUCGUGACGGCUAUCCAGGGCGACCCUGUGUAUUCUCGCUUCGGCAACGUCAGGGUGGUCACUCGUGCGAACCUCGUCACUUACCGAGGUCCCACCAUGGUAGCCAACACCCUCCACGCCGCCUCCAUCCUCCUCAAGGAGGGCGGCGACUGGGACUGGUUCAUCAAUCUCAGCGCCUCCGAUUAUCCUCUCAUGACGCAGGACGAUCUACUCUACACACUAUCAAGUUUGCCUAGAGAUUUCAACUAUAUAGAGCACACUAGCGACAUUGGAUGGAAGGAGUUCCAUAGGGCUAGGCCUUUGAUUAUAGAUCCUGGGCUUUAUAGUUUACAGAAGGAAGAUGUGUUCUGGGUUAGUGAAAAGAGGGAUGUGCCUUCUGCAUUCAAGCUAUUUACAGGGUCUGCUUGGAUGAUGCUUACACAUCAGUUUGUUGAAUAUCUCAUAUGGGGAUGGGACAACCUUCCAAGAACAGUCCUAAUGUAUUAUGCAAACUUUCUCUCGUCGCCUGAAGGAUACUUCCACACUGUUAUCUGCAAUGCACCUGAAUUCCGCAACACCACCAUCAACCAUGACCUGCAUUUCAUAUCUUGGGAUAACCCUCCAAAGCAGCACCCACACUUCCUAACACUAGACGACUUCCCACGUAUGGUCAGUAGCAAUGCUCCGUUUGCAAGGAAGUUUGGUCGGGAUGAUCCGGUACUGGACAAGAUUGACAAGGAACUCCUAUGCCAGGAUCCUGAUGGUUUUACUCCAAGCGCAUGGCACAACACACUAGAGACGAGUACUAGCAGUGACCAACAUUACAUAGUUAAGAAUGUAGCUGAGCUCAGGCCAGGGCCAGGUGCUCAGAGGCUUAAAGCUCUAGUAACCAGUCUUAUUUCAGCAGAUGGUUUCAGCGAGCAGCACUGUGUUUGACAUGGAUAAUGGGACGCUGUUCUCAAUUGCGAUGUGAAGCUUUUGCCUUCAUGGUUGGAUGCUCCAACAGCUUUUCAUGCUAAUCCUUGAAUAGGUGCAGGGGAAUCGGGGAUAGGCAACUUACAUUGGGUCAUAGUUUUGAUAGAGUAGGAAGCUAUGCAAAUAAUUCAUAAAUCUGUUGAUUCUUGAUUGUGAUACACAUUAUUCGAGUAUAGCAACAAGUUUAUGAUUGAUGCUC